AUGGCUUCCACUUGCGUGAGCCAUGAUGCGCUGACCGGAUACACACCUGCCCACGACCUGGCCUUCUUGGAGGGCCAGCAGAGAACUCCAGCCAUUCGUGGGCUGCUGUACAAGGAUAGACAUGAGAGGCCGCAACGAGAUGCUCACGUGAAAUGGGAUGAGCAGUGUAUCGCAGAGCACGACAAGGAGCGUGGCACUCGCCAAAAGAUCGACGAGCCUGAUACUCCUUUCGUGCGGAGCCCUCAAACUUCGGAUAGUGAGGAAGACGCCUUUGUGCCGGCAGCUUCCUCAAGACGGACAGCCGCUGGCGAGGCCGGCGUGGCCGGCCAGGCUGGCGAGGCUGAGGAGCCGGUGCCUGACGAGGAAGACGACGAGACAAGGAUCGCCACAUCGCCAAAAUCGAUGGCCAUGCUGGCAAAUCGUCUCAGCAAGUGGGUUGAGAGCGGCGAGAGGCGUGAGUCUCGGAGCAGCGGAUCGGAAGGGGAGAUGGUGGGCAAGACCUCUGAAUCGAGCGAGGCGUCCAGGCCUGAGACCAAAAGUGUCCCAAGCAAGAUCCGCCUCCCGGAGGAGCAAGGUCACCAGAAAGCCUCGUCAUCUGAAUUCAAGGCAAGACGAGCAAAGCACUACAAUGAGUUCGCGGCAAUGAAGGCUUUCCGAAAGAAGAAGACUGACAGCGACAGCAGUGCCGAGUCUGACACCUCAGACGAGGACGCUGCCGCUGCCAAAAGGGAAAGGAAAGCCCGGAAGCAGGCGCUAGCUACGGAGGGCGGUGAAAAGGGCAAAGCAGAUGGCAUCACUUCCAGAGCAGGUAUGCGCGAAGGCGACCCACAGGAGUCGUCCGGUGUGCCUGGUGAGGAUAUCGAGGCAUCUUGCUCGCCCGGCAGAGCCCUUCCAAACCCCAUGGAAGGUGGUCGCCCUCCAGUACAAUUCGGAGAGGACGCGGCCAAAGCCGAAGGCUCUUCGCUGCCGUCAUCCGAGUUCCUGGCGCAGCGACGCGCGCACUAUGACGAGGGAGCCGCUCUCCGCUGUCGGACGCCUCCUUCCCAGGACGGAGCCAGUCCUGGAGGUGAUCUAGUCAAGUCGGUGGCGAACUUCGCGAACCCCAUGGACCCUACCGAGGCGUCCGGAGAAGCCGCCGUGAGCUUCAAGGUGGACAGCCUUGCUGGUGGUCAUCAGGGAGGUGGUGGCAAUGAUGCAUGGAGGUCGAAGCGCAACGCGCACUACCGCGACAUGGCAGCAGCCUUCCGCUCAAAGCCCUCCGUCUCUGAUGCCAGUGACAGUGAGGGCAGUUCGUGA
Molecule: messenger RNA, 1296 nt
Organism: Symbiodinium natans
Lineage: Eukaryota; Dinophyceae; Suessiales; Symbiodiniaceae
Source: the annotation of a GenBank genome assembly